Molecule: messenger RNA, 659 nt
Organism: Toxotes jaculatrix (banded archerfish)
Lineage: Eukaryota; Metazoa; Chordata; Actinopteri; Toxotidae
Gene: cox7a2l
Product: cytochrome c oxidase subunit 7A-related protein, mitochondrial
Exons: 3
Coding region: 79-426 (115 amino acids)
Biological process (GO): mitochondrial respirasome assembly; mitochondrial electron transport, cytochrome c to oxygen; regulation of oxidative phosphorylation
Source: RefSeq, a predicted model, not a curated record
UCGACGGUCGCAGCAGGAAGACCCUUCACCGGGUGGUUUUGCUGUGGAUCACAUCGUUCCACGUCCUUCAGCCGUAAAAUGUACUACAAGUUCAGCGGUUUUACCCAAAAACUGACGGGAUCCCCUCCUGCGGCCGCCUACAGCCCUCAGGGGCUGAGGCCAGGUGUGCCAGCAGAGGCCCCAACCAUGGUCUUUGCCACACCCACCAAGGUGGUGUCAGAGGCCGGGGCCACGGUGGAGUACAUGGGAACAAACAGGGUUCAUGAGUUACAGAGGAUAUUCCAGAUGCCAGACAGUGUCCCCGUUCAUUUGAAGCGUGGAGUUCCUGAUAGGCUGCUGUACCGCACCACCAUGGCUCUCACCUUAGGAGGCGCUCUCUACUGUUUGGUGGCUCUUUACAUGGCAGCCCAGCCCAGGAAAAAUUAGUGAUCAACACAAACCCAGGAUCUUUCUGUGACACCUCCGACAUGUCUCUACUGUAAUCCAUCGACCCAGCAUUCACGGUCUCCAUCUGCCCUUGUCAUGCCACCUCUUGGGACUCUUAGAUGAGAAUUUAUCACUUUUAGAACACACCAAUGAUAACGAUAACAAUAUCAAUAUCUGUCUUCUUUGUAAAAAAAAAAAGCUGUCUAAGUUAAUAAAUUUUAAGGGGAAACAAA